GAAUGUGCUUAAAAAAACACAUUCACAAACACACACACACACACAAAAGCACUUCAAGAUUUCAAAAAAAAAACAAAAGUAAAAGCAUGUUUCAUGCAGAACCCCAUAACUUCUUCAAGCAAAAGGCUCUAACCCUACUUUUUCUAGCUCUCUUACUUAGUUUCAUAACCAAAAGUGACCACUUUUUCUCAACCUCAAGCAACUCUCUUCUAAUAACCUCAAAAAUGCCCCACCAAACCCAAACCAUCCAAUCUAUUGCACUCUCAUCCAUAGCAAAAAUCACGUUCGACGGCCAUUUAUCCUUCGAAAACAACGAGCAUGCGGCUAAGGACUUUGGCAACAGAUGCCACUACACUCCCUGGGCCGUUCUACACCCAAAAUCAGUCUCCGAUAUCUCCUCUUUAAUAAAGCAUAUUUACGAGUUGGGCCUAACCUCAGAUAUAACAGUAGCCGCCAGAGGCCACGGCCAUUCUUUGGAGGGCCAGGCCCAGGCCCAACAAGGUAUUGUCAUCGGCAUGGAAUCACUUCGUGGGCUCGGAAUGCACUUUCAUCACUUGGGUGGCAAAAAACCGUACGUGGAUGUACCAGCUGGUGAGCUUUGGAUAAAUAUUCUGCACGAGAGCUUAAAGAGAGGCUUUGCGCCAAAAUCGUGGACCGAUUAUCUUCAUCUAACUGUCGGGGGAACUUUGUCCAACGCUGGAAUAAGUGGACAGGCUUUUAAACACGGGCCGCAGAUCAACAAUGUGUACCAACUACAAGUUGUCACAGGCAAGGGAGAAAUUGAAAAUUGCUCCGAGGAUCAAAACAGAGACCUUUUCCAUGCUGUACUUGGCGGGCUUGGACAAUUCGGUGUUAUUACCCGAGCGCAAAUCGCCUUAGAGCCUGCUCCUAAAAUGGUUAAGUGGAUUAGAGUACUUUACGAAGACUUCUCCACGUUCGCUAACGACCAAGAGCACUUAAUUUCUAUCAAGAAUUCGUUCGAUUAUGUGGAAGGUUUUCUCAGCAUAAAUCGAACCGGUUUGUUGAAAUACUGGGGCUCGUCUUUCACUCCGAAAGAUCCUGUUCGAGCAAACCAGUUCACUUCCGAAGGUAAGGUUCUGUUCUGCCUAGAAGUCGCCAAAUACUACAAUCCUGAAGAGAAGGAUUACAUUGAUCAGGAAAUAGAUGUCCUGUUGUCUGAACUGAAUUAUAUCGAGACGACACUUUUUCUUACGGAGGUCUCGUAUCUCGAUUUUCUGGACAGAGUGCACGUUUCGGAAAUAAAACUCCGGGAAAAAGGUUUGUGGGAUGUGCCACAUCCAUGGCUAAACCUUCUAAUCCCGAGAAACGAUAUUGACGAAUUUGCCCAUGGAGUAUUCGGAAAGAUUGUCAAAGAUACCAACAAUGGUCCUGUCCUGAUGUAUCCUGUCAACCAAUCAAGGUGGAUACGUGGCACAUCCUUAAUCACGCCUGACGAGGAUGUGUUUUACAUGGUUGCAUUUCUAUACUCGGCAACUCCAUCUUCUACUGGGAAUGAUAGCUUAGAACAUUACUUAAAGCAAAACGAAAAAAUUCUAAGUUUUUGCCGAAAUUCCAAUAUCACGGCUAAACGGUAUUUGACCCGUUACCCUACACAAGUGGAGUGGAAAGAUCAUUUCGGGACUAAAUGGGAAGUUUUUCAGAGGAGGAAAUUGAAUUAUGAUCCACUAGCAAUCCUAGCUCCCGGACAAAGAAUAUUCCGAAGGGAAAAAGACGCGUUUGUUUAAAAUGAAAGGAAAAUUUGAAUGUUGCUCGUUCAGUAUUUAGAGGUUUAUGCAAUUUAGCAAGCGCCAUUAGAAGUAAAUUCUUACUGCAUUCAUUUCAUUUCCUGUCAUCUGGUCUCAAUUUCAGAAAUAAAUAUGAACUUUUGGAGCUUUUCAGAAAUUUAGCCAUGGAAUCACAUAAUAUAGCCAGAAAAAUCAAGAAUUAAC
Messenger RNA from Striga asiatica, 1949 nucleotides. The record is from the annotation of a GenBank genome assembly. Lineage: Eukaryota; Viridiplantae; Streptophyta; Magnoliopsida; Lamiales; Orobanchaceae.